AUUAAGAUCCUUUUCUUUCUUUCUAGAUCCCGCUUUAAAAUAAGCAACGUUUUGCUUUGUUACUUCAUCAUGCUUUCUUAAAUAGUAUUUAUCUCUCUUCGCUCCAAAUCUUCAGUUCUUCCCUAAAUUGUUUUCUGGUGACUGGUAAUGGCGACGAACGAGGCUAAACCAGCUUCCGAAGAAGCUAAGAUGGAUCUUUUUGAAGACGAUGAUGAAUUUGAGGAGUUUGAAAUCGAUCUUGAGUGGGACAGCAAGGAAGGCAAGGAGGUGACUCAGCAGUGGGAAGACGAUUGGGAUGAUGAUGAUGUCAACGAUGACUUCUCUCUGCAACUAAGGAGGGAGCUUGAGAGUAAUGUUGCUGAAAAUAAAUGAAUCAGUUGCUGAUGGCUAUUGGUUAUUUUCAAUCCAAUUAUCAUCUUUCUCAAAAUUAAGUUGAGGUGCCUUUUAUCCCUGUGGUAGUUAAUGUCUCAAACUUUUUAUUACGGGCGAUGUGGAAUUUUAUUAAUGGAAAUGGAAGUGGAAGAAGAUAGUUGGUCAUGUUAAACUUUUAGUUGGUAUCUUAGGAACAUCUAUGGAUUCUAUGGACCAUUAUGAUUAGUUGAACCUGUUUCCUUUGUAUAUUUUUCGACAGUGUUUGGCUAAGCUUUCAGCUUUUGCUUUUCUAUAUUCUAUAUUGAUAUUAUGCGUUGACCAUAUA
Molecule: messenger RNA, 697 nt
Organism: Chenopodium quinoa (quinoa)
Lineage: Eukaryota; Viridiplantae; Streptophyta; Magnoliopsida; Caryophyllales; Amaranthaceae
Product: protein DELETION OF SUV3 SUPPRESSOR 1(I)-like
Exons: 3
Coding region: 148-372 (74 amino acids)
Biological process (GO): mRNA export from nucleus; proteasome assembly; double-strand break repair via homologous recombination
Cellular component (GO): proteasome complex; proteasome regulatory particle, lid subcomplex
Source: RefSeq, a predicted model, not a curated record